CACUGGAGGAGCUCACCUCCAUCCCUGCUGGAGUCGCACGCAUCACUCAAACCCCGCUCUGUCCCGACUGAAGAUACUUUCAGGGGGUUUGUGCUUCGUAUUUAAUCAGCUCGGCGGUGUUUUUUUUUCUUUCUAAAAAUUGUUUUGCUCACCUCUCUCCGUGCUUCUCUCCGUCUCCGGUGUCGUUGCAGUGCUUGUGUCAGCGGAGAUGUUGGCAGGUGCGUUAGUUCUGUGCAUCAUCCUUACAGCGUUACCAGGUAUUCAGAGCGGGUGGAGCGUGUCAUUUUCUAGGAGGGAUAUCUGUGUGUGGGCCGGAACAACCGUCACUCUGCCCUGCCGUUACGACUACCCAUCAGGUCACAAUGUGAAGCGGGUCAUGUGGUUCCGUGUGUCUGCAGAAGGUCGCAGGGAGUUUGCUUACCACACUGACCCCAACGAGGUCAGCCUGUCGUACCGCGGACGCACCCGCUACAUCGGAGGCAGCUACUCCAGCUGCUCAGUCCAGAUUCGGAUUGUCCGGCUGAGCGACGCGGGCCAGUACCACUUCAGGUUCGAGACGGACCAACCACUGGGGAGAUGGACGUCGCCGGACACCGUCGCUCUCGACGUAACAGACCUCCGGGUCCAGGUGCAUCCGGUCCGGCCCGCCAUCAUGUUUGGCUUGGGAGAGACUGUGUUUGUAGGCUGCCGGGCCAGAGGAUGUGCUGCUCCGGGGCGGAGCCUUGCACUGUACAGGAACGGACUGAACCUCGGCUCCCACGAGAAAUGGAUGAUCAUCAACCGCUUCGACCAGCAGCAUGCUGGCGCGUACGCCUGCCGACCGAUCCCACCGCAGAACGUGCAGUCGCCGUCCCUCUCGCUGGCCCUGGGCCAUGGUCCCAGCUCCACCUCCAUAGGAGUCUUCCCCAUGGCAGAUGUUUCAGAGGGGGGGUCAGUCACUCUUACGUGCCGUAGUGAUGCAGCUCCGCCUGUAGAGAGCUAUGCAUGGUUCAAAGACAUGGAGAGUGGCAGCAUCCCGGACAGUUUUAGGCCUCAGCUGCACCUGUCCCCCCUCAAGUACACGGACAGAGGAGAGUACUUCUGUGUUGCACGCAACUCACUGGGAACAGACCGCUCAAAACCACUCCUGCUCAAUGUCACGUACUCUCCAAAGAACACGCGUGUGCUGCUGACUCCUCCAGCUGACAUCCGAGAAGGCUCCUACGUGAACCUGAGCUGUGUCAGCCAGGCCCACCCUGCUGCCAGCAGGUAUGCUUGGUAUCGUAUCCUAGGUGACCAGGUGUUGACUAAAGGAACCUUCCAGAACCUGACGUUCCCCUCGGUGCGUGCUCACCACGCCGGUCAGUACUACUGCAAAGCAUGGAACCGGUUGGGAUACCAAACCUCCCCUGUUGCUACACUCACUAUACUCUACCCUCCUAAGAACACCUCGGUUCUUGCCCGCCCCUCAGGUGUGGUCGACGCCGGCCGACCUUUGACCUUGACUUGCAGCAGUCAGGCCAACCCGGCAGUGGACAACUUCACCUGGCACCGCUUGGCUCUGGGCGGGGGCUCUGCACAAUCAUGGGGCAGCAGGUCCGGCCCUGUCUUCACCUUCUCCGAGGUUGGCCCCAGAGAGAGCGGACAGUACUACUGCGAGGCCAGGAAUCGAAUCGGAGCCCACAGCUCUCCGGUCCUGACCGUGCGAGUCCGAGGUCGUCUAAAGGUCAUUGCCUUGGCCUCAGCAGUAGGAGUGUCUGCCGGACUCAUCACUCUCACAGUGGCCAUUAUGAUCAGUAAGAACAUGCACAGAGUAGAUACCGAGUCAGGAAAGGUAGCAAACAAGCAUCCGCCAGUGACAGCUGACACCAGGUUCUAUGAGUCAACCCAACAGACCUUUCCAGUGAAAAGGGGGAGGAUGUCCGACAUACCGGAAGAGCCAGAGGACCUGAGUGACAGCGGCCACCCCGCCAUUGUUCCUCUGAAGGAUGCUCCGCCAAUCACAGAAGUGGAAUCUCACAGCCCCGCCCUCAACUACAUCACUGUCCACUACUCCAAGUUGUCCAGUGUGGACCAGGUGCAGGUCCACAACCUUCCACUGGGUGGUGAUAAAAAGCAGAAGGAUUCCUCCAAAGUUGUUUACACUUUACUUCAACAGCCUCGUCGCUGAUGGGAGACAAGACGGCAAACCAGAUUGAGACUGUGAGUGGGCUGACGAUGCCUGCUGCUGUCCCGGGUCGGACACGUCGUCAUGGAUUCUCCACCAGACCACGAGGACAAACGUGUUAACCGUUACUGUGUCGCAAUGUCUUUCCUUUUUUUUAUUCCAUGCAUCUUUCAAUGAGGUAACACCCUGUUGGCCAUUUUUCUUACACCCACUUCCUCAUUACAGGCCAAAUCUUUAAUGUGACACUGACAAAGUAAAGUAAAGGUAGAUUACACAGUUUGAGUGGUUGUCACAACAUCAUUUGCAUCACCUCGUCUUGAAAGAUGAUGACCAUCAAUACUAAAACACCAAAUCAAAUUAAGCUAUCUAUAAAGGAUGUGCAAGAUUUGACAUAAAAAGCUUAUUUUAAAAACACAACUAACUAAUCUUUAGCUUCAAUGUAUGUUGCAGUCUUUGCAGCUCACAACAUAUGAGACUGAAUAAGGAUUGAGAAUGAGGGGGUGUAGUCAGCAGUGAGAUUACAUUUCGUGAUAAUCUAAUUUAGUUUGUCUUCCACAGAAGUAAACAUUUGUCAGUCUUUGAGAAAAGCAUCAUAUAUAUAUAUUCAAAUCUAACACUAAUGCAGCAACAAAAAAUAUUGUGACCAUAGAGAUAUUCCAUCAAGAACAUCAUUAUGCACGCUCUUUCUAUUCUGUGGUCAAUCCACGGCACGUUACUAACUUGUGUAUCAAAUAAAUCAAUAAAUAUUCUCUAUGUGUUAUCUUUCCUCUAGUGGUAGUUAUGUGUGCUUGUGGAGUGUGGCUUAUGAAGG
Molecule: messenger RNA, 2957 nt
Organism: Pungitius pungitius (ninespine stickleback)
Lineage: Eukaryota; Metazoa; Chordata; Actinopteri; Perciformes; Gasterosteidae
Product: sialoadhesin
Exons: 18
Coding region: 209-2149 (646 amino acids)
Source: RefSeq, a predicted model, not a curated record